This is a messenger RNA of Colletes gigas, 2050 nucleotides long. RefSeq names its product neuropeptide Y receptor type 2-like. Gene Ontology annotation, molecular function: G protein-coupled receptor activity; peptide binding. The transcript is spliced from 7 exons. The coding region runs from base 481 to 1800 and encodes 439 amino acids. Gene Ontology annotation, cellular component: neuron projection; membrane. Lineage: Eukaryota; Metazoa; Arthropoda; Insecta; Hymenoptera; Colletidae. Gene Ontology annotation, biological process: G protein-coupled receptor signaling pathway. The record is from RefSeq and is a predicted model, not a curated record.
UUACUCGAUGCUGGCAGUUAGCGGGUAGCGUCUGCAGGCGUCGGACGCGUUAUUCUGCAUCAAAACUGUUUAAGGACCUCUGUCUUUAUUCGAGACUAAAAUUUUCUCAGGUUUAUUAUUUAUAAUUGUUUUUGCGUUUGAAUACUGGAUUUACGCACCGUUUCAAAGACUCGAUAAGUCCUAUCAACCGGAUACAGCGGGCGACUAAGCGCCAAUAUAAAAGCACUGCUAAAAUGCCGAGCGUCGUUCGAAGAACGGUCUCGCGGAACAAGAAGCAGUAAAACGGAAUCCAAUUAAGUAACGAAUAGACUCGCGACACACAGCGUUUAAUUUCUUCGAAACGAUGACGACGAGGUUUAAAAACAAGAAGACGUCGGGAUCAAAAAUGAAUUCAUCGAGAAAGCGUGGCGCAACGAUUUAAACGAUGAGCCCCCGGUAGCUUGUCCUUGGCGCGAUAGCGGAACGUCGAUGAUUUAAACAAUGAACUCGUCGUAUCUAUGGGGCGAAGACGAAGAAUGGGGAGCACGAUAUUACUUCACUUACUACAGUCAAUUUGGGAAUCGUCAAGGAGCCAGCGCCGUCGAGGUGGUGAUAUUGGCCAUUAGCUUCGUUCUAGCGGUUGGUGCCAAUUUGGGAAUUGCCGGCUGUAUACUUAGGUACAAGGAAAUGAGAACGCCCACGAACCUGUGCCUGGUGAAUUUGGCUGUCGCCGAUCUGUUAUUUACCGUCGGCGUCCCAGCAAUCGCGUACACCAGAUUAACGCAGUCUUGGCAACUCGGUGAAACGAUCUGCAGAUUGCUACCUUAUUCACAGUUUGUCUGCGGCUUCGUGCUCCUAUGGACAUUGACGUUUAUAUCGAUGGACAGACAUCGAUGCUUAGCGAUAGCUCCUUAUAGAAGUGCCUUAACGAGGCCCAGAGUUUUAGCGGCUAGUCUCAUCACGUGGAUCAUCGCAGCUUUCGUUUUUCUACCGGUCGUAUUUUGGUUUAGACCGAAGGAUAUCACGAACGAGUUGACGAUCUGCACUUUGGUCUUUCCACGAAACAAGAUCGUCAACGUCUCGUUAUGCUUCACAUUACCGAUCAUCGUUCUUGCCUGUCUUUUACCUAUGGCACUUCUGGUCUAUCAUUAUCAGCGGAUCUUCAAAAAAAUUCUCGACUCCCGGAGCCGAUGGGCCGUUCCAUGCGUCACGCAAGGAUUGGAGAGCGGCGCAACAGGUAGAAGAGACUCCGAGCUAUCGGUGGUGGGAACUUUACUACCCUGGGCAGGAAGAAAGUUGUCCACUGCAUCGGUGACGGGUCGACAGGGCCGAGCCGGUAGUCUUUCCCAACACGAGGAGAUACGACUCCACAAGCAUCUUCGAGUUGUACGAAUUUUACUACUGAACGUGGUAGCCGUCCUCGUAAUGUGGCUUCCGAUCACCACGGUGAUGCUAUUGAUUUACGUGGACGGUAGAAGGCCUAACGAGAACACGAAUUUUUUCCUGAUGUCCCACCAUUUUGUCUGGACCUUGAUCGUAGCGCAAUUGAAUACCGUGAUCAAUCCUCUGCUUUACGGUGUCUUUUCGGAAAACUUUCGUGCCUGUUUCGCGAAACUCUGGCGGCGCGACCUCGAUGGUAACGCCAGAAACGCGGAACGCGGUGGGUCCAAGAAAAGCUCCAAGUCGUUAGAAGCUUUUCAGACUAGAUUGGGUGGUAACAGAACGCCUAGCAGCUCGAGAAAUCAACAAAAACAAUCGAAGAAAAGGUCCAGUUGCAGUAUAGGUAGCAUCGUUGAAGUACCAAAUUCGGAAAAGUUAUGAGACACCGAAAUAUCGAUCGACCGAUGCAUCCAAAUUUUGUGACUAUCGGACAAAGGGCUUGUACGAAAUAUUAUUUAUUAACCGUAUGAAAAUUUCAAUGUUAAAAGGAUCCACGCCAAAUAAGAACGAAACAUUAAUUUUCUUUUUAAAUUAUUUUAAUUUAAAACUGUAUAUUUAAUUAGAUAAUAGAAAGUAAUACAAAAAAUAGUACAAAAUUUUAUAAACGUGUAUUUAACAGGAAUAAACUUUG